AUGUCACAGCGCGACAGGAUGGAGGACGCGUUUGCAAAGCUAAUCUACUGCAACACGCAGACAGCGUUCGAUACAGAGUUAGCAACAUUCACAAGAACGUGCGAGGAGAAGUGCCCCAAGCUACUUGCUUAUUUUUUGCGGAAUUGGAAAACGUGCGAUUCGAUGUGGGCAAAUUAUCUCCGUGGGAAGUACUUCUCUGCAGGCAAUACCACCACCAAUCGAAUUGAGUCCAAUUGGAAUCAGCUCACCAAGCGACAGUUAUUCGACAGCUACUUGCUUCAAUUCGCAAGCACUCGAUGGCUUCGCGGCAACCUGACUCUGUGCCAGACUCCCUGGUAG
Messenger RNA from Phytophthora nicotianae INRA-310, 339 nucleotides. RefSeq lists its product as hypothetical. The transcript has 3 exons. NCBI's taxonomy places the organism in Eukaryota, Oomycota, Peronosporomycetes, Peronosporales, Peronosporaceae. Bases 1 to 339 code for a protein of 112 amino acids. The record is from RefSeq and is a predicted model, not a curated record.